AUGGCCAAUGAAUGCAGUGGUUUUCACAAAGUUGGAUUCGUAAAAAAGGAUUUGUAUAACCAAGUUGGUAAGCAACGUAAACAACUUUAUUUUGAUGUAAGUGAUGCGGUGAAGUAUCUUAAAGAUCUGAGCUUGAAAGACCCACUUAUGUUUGUGACACACACCCUUGAUAAGGAUAAAAGGCUUGAGAGAUUGUUUUGGAGCGAUGGGGAAAGUCAAAUGAACUAUGAGAUAUUUGGAGAUGUCAUUGCCUUUGAUGUAACGUAUCGAAAAAACAAGUAUAAUUGUCCGUUUGUUAUUUUUUCAAGUGUUAACCACCAUAAUCAUAUGAUUGUUUUUGGUGCUGGUAUCGUAACACGGGAGACCAAAGAGACGUACGUGUGGUUGUUGGAACAGUUCUUAAGUGCAAUGAAAGGGAAGCAUCUGUUAUCUGUAAUCACUGAUGGAGACCUUGCAAUGAGAAAUGCUAUCAAGAAAAAUGCAUCGUCCAAUAUUGAAAUUCCAGUAGUAAUGUCUUAUCUGAAAAAAUGCAUGUUGGGUGACCUUGAGAUCAGUGCGUUUGAAGAGUUAUGGGUUGAGAUGGUUGAAAAGUUUGGUUUACAAGACAACAGUUGGAUCAAUGAGAUGUGUCUUACCUAUUUUCGGUUUAGGAAAAUUGAAUCUGAUUUCCAUUCCAACUAUGGUCAACUAGUUUUGCAAACCGGUCUACAGUCUAUAGAGAGAUCAGCAGCAAAGCUAUUUACGAAGGAGAUAUUUUUCAUGUUUAGGUCAGUUCUAAAGAAGGCACUUCUUAUAAGAAUAACUGAAUGUCAAGAAAUGGCUACAAGUGGUUCUCUGUACUGGGAUUCACAGUCUGCUGCCAGAUAUUCCGGUAUAGUCAAGAUGUGCAAAGUUGUUGCCGGUUUGGUUUAUGAAGAUCUUGACGAGUAUCAGCAUUUUGUUGAAAGUUUGGGUGCAGAACUCCGGAGAUUGAAAAUAAAGAACAAAGUUGACACAACAUAA
Messenger RNA from Medicago truncatula (barrel medic), 1002 nucleotides. RefSeq names its product protein FAR1-RELATED SEQUENCE 5-like. The transcript is spliced from 4 exons. The record is from RefSeq and is a predicted model, not a curated record. Bases 1 to 1002 code for a protein of 333 amino acids. Lineage: Eukaryota; Viridiplantae; Streptophyta; Magnoliopsida; Fabales; Fabaceae.